Molecule: messenger RNA, 6841 nt
Organism: Dicentrarchus labrax (European seabass)
Lineage: Eukaryota; Metazoa; Chordata; Actinopteri; Moronidae
Gene: ppm1aa
Product: protein phosphatase, Mg2+/Mn2+ dependent, 1Aa
Exons: 6
Coding region: 451-1605 (384 amino acids)
Biological process (GO): negative regulation of canonical NF-kappaB signal transduction; positive regulation of canonical Wnt signaling pathway; positive regulation of canonical NF-kappaB signal transduction
Cellular component (GO): nucleus; cytosol
Molecular function (GO): magnesium ion binding; protein serine/threonine phosphatase activity; manganese ion binding
Source: RefSeq, a predicted model, not a curated record
GGGGGAGGAGGGAGGGGGGGGGCUCGGUGCUCCUCAGAAGCUAACGUUAGCUAGCAAGCUGUCAAGCUGUCUAGUGGAGAGGCUGGGGCAGACGUUUCAGCUUCCCCCUGGCUCACCCACACAAAGCUCCGGCCCACAAAUUCACAAGGAAAUCGAUCCGAAGAUCUUUUCGAUCGCCGGCUGAGAUGAUGUAAUGAUCACGGGCGCACGCACCGAGGGACCCGCGCGCUGAAACCGUUUAUAUGCACUGAGUACUGAGUGACGACUGCUCAUUGCUAGCUAACUGGCUAGCUAGCAUAGCUAAACCGCUGCAACCCCCCCCCCCUCCCCCCGGUUGAUUUCGUCGGUGUAGCUCUCCGGUGUGAACUGCGGCCGGUCAGUCCUUGUUACCGUCGCUGCUUCAGUUGCUGUCAGCUGGUAUUUUGGAUAUUUGGUCUUAAGGAGGAAACAAUGGGUGCAUUUCUGGACAAACCAAAGAUGGAAAAAUACAAUUCCCGUGGUGAGGGUAACAACCUGAGGUAUGGGCUGAGCAGCAUGCAGGGCUGGCGGGUAGAGAUGGAAGAUGCACACACAGCAGUAAUUGGUCUGCCUCAUGGUCUUGACCCCUGGUCAUUCUUUGCUGUUUAUGAUGGGCAUGCUGGCUCUCAGGUGGCCAAGUACUGCUGUGAGCACCUGCUGGAGCACAUCACCAGCAACUCAGACUUCCAGAUUGCUCUGCAGGAAGACGCCUCUGUGGAUAGCGUGAAGAAUGGGAUCCGCACUGGAUUCUUGCAGAUCGAUGAACACAUGCGAACCAUCUCCGAGAAGAAGCACGGUGUGGACCGCAGUGGCUCCACUGCAGUGGGAGUGAUGAUUUCUCCAAGCCAUAUCUACUUUAUCAACUGUGGCGAUUCGCGGGGACUCCUCAGCCGGGGUGGAGCUGUGCACUUCUUCACACAAGAUCACAAACCCAGUAACCCUCUGGAGAAGGAAAGGAUCCAGAAUGCCGGCGGCUCAGUCAUGAUCCAGCGAGUUAAUGGGUCCCUAGCUGUGUCUCGGGCUUUGGGAGACUUCGACUACAAGUGUGUGCACGGAAAAGGCCCAACAGAGCAGCUUGUGUCACCUGAGCCUGAAGUUUAUGCAAUAGAGAGAUGCGAGGGAGAAGAUGAAUUCAUUAUACUAGCAUGUGAUGGCAUCUGGGAUGUCAUGGCCAAUGAGGAACUGUGUGACUUUGUCAGGUCAAGGCUAGAGGUGACAGAUGAUCUUGAAAGAGUCAGCAAUGAAAUUGUUGACACCUGCUUGUACAAGGGAAGCCGGGACAAUAUGAGUGUUGUGUUAAUCUGCUUUCCUGGGGCCCCAAAGGUAUCUCCAGAAGCAGUGAAACGGGAGGCUGAGCUGGAUAAAUAUCUGGAGAGCAGAGUAGAAGAAAUCCUCAAAAAGCAAGGGGAUGAAGGUGUCCCAGAUUUGGUCCAUGUUAUGCGGACGUUAGCAUCUGAGGCCAUCCCUAACCUCCCCCCUGGAGGAGAACUGGCAAGCAAACGAAGUGUUAUUGAAGCGGUCUACAACAAACUCAACCCCUACCGAAGUGAUGACACAGACUCUGCGUCCACAGACGACAUGUGGUAACACAACCUCCUACCACUAACACAGCAUAGAGUUUACAAACCACCAUCCUCUCAAGAUCCACAGCAGCUCAGCUCAGCAGUCUGUCUCUCCGUCACUCUGAGCUUUUGGUUUCUAAGAAGGGAAUUUCAUGGGAGGAGGAGGAGGAGAAGGAGGAGGAGGAAGAGGAAGAGGAGGAGUUGCAUGCACACAAACCUGGAAUAGUGCAGCACCAGUCCACGCUGGAGUUCAGGAUCCCUAACGUCUUGUCUCCCCUUUAUGUUCAACCACCCUAAUAUUCUCCUCUAAAGUAAUCCAUAACAAGUCCACAAGGUCUUCUUUCUUUUUGUUAAAUAAUCAGCUUAAGUAGUAAGAUUUUUUGCUGUAAUUAAUUUGAUUCACAUUUCCUUGUGUGUGUUUGUAUAUUUCUGUUUUUGUGAAGUGCAAUUGUCCUGUACAAACAGCCUGUAUUUAAUGCAGCUUGAUUUUAAGUUAAAAAAUGAAAGAAAUGAAAAAGAGAACCUUUUAUGCACUAUCUGCCUUUUCCUGCUCUUCUGGAAUUGUAACAAAUGUCUAUUCAGUGAAUAUUUCUGCUUGUCCUCCAGGCACAAUGUCUCUGCGCUUUUACUUUUCUUUUCUUUUCUUUUUUUUUCAGUUAGUCUAUUCUCCUUUAAGAAACGGGUAAAUUGUAUAGUUGACAGCACAGUAAGCUCUCUAUAUCAAACCAUUUAAAUCCUAAUUAUUUUUUUCCCUGUGCUUUUUUUUAUUGUAUUUUAUUUUUGUAAGUGGUUUUCUGUACAUGCUCAAAUAAUAAUGGCAAUGGCAAAGGUGUUUCUCAGUCAUUUUGGAAGUGUGAAAAAUAUUUUUUUUUUUUUUUUCAUUUCUUCAAGGCAUCUGAUGAAAAAAAUACCCCUGUUAACACGUUUGUCUGUGCGAAUAGAUACUUGCAAGCGUGCGUGGGUGCUUGUGUGUAUGUAUGUGCGCACGUGUGUUAGUGUAAAGGCAGAUCUGUAUGUGCAACUCUAAUUUAAAUUUUGCUAAGGUGGUUUAGACAACAGACCAAGCUGGAGUUUAAGGGAUUUGCUUUCCCAAUGCGUACCCAUUGUCUGCCCCCUUUCUUUUUUCAGCCAGUGUUCCAUAUCAACUCAACAUAGGCGUUCACUACUUCUUAUUCCAAAAAGCUUUGGAUAACAGAGUUUACAUGCUGUUACGCUAUUUGAACAACUUCAAGCUAUAUAUCAGAACUAUACUGUAACCUGAGAUGACACAAGUAGUUCAAUUGACCCAUAGUGUGCAAUGGUUUGCAGCUAGUUAGGUCUUGACUAGUUUACACAUCUAUUGUGUCAUAUUUAAAUAUCAGUUUCUAAAUGUACAUCGUUACCAGUGCCCACUAUGGGUGCCAUAUGAUUUAUAAUCACUUAUUUCAGCUUUAUUACAGCCUAUGCCAAGUUUUGUUUUUCAUGAGAUUCAGUUUUUGUAUGUGGUACAGAUAGAUUUUUUUUAGCUUCUACCUUUAACAUCUGAUAAUUUGACUGAUGUGAACCGUUUAAGCACUGACUAUUUUAAAAGAAAAUCACCCAUUAUCAGUCUGAUGAUAGGAGAAACUGUUGACUGUAAAACUUACAAGGCUGUUUUGUUUCACACGGUCUUAUUUGGACAUUAAAUCUGAGAACAAAUUGGCUAACUGUAAUGAGUGCUCAUGGUUGUAUAGCACCUUUUUAUUGCCAUCAGUUUUUUCUCUGCUUAAAACCCUCCCCCACCCCACCAUAAGCCAGAGCACAAUACGGUUUGCUGCUAUAGUGUUGAUGAUCUGUGGGUUGAUUUAAAACAAUAAAAAUAAAAAUCUGUUAAUUUCCCCCUCUGAAAAGAUCAAUAGUCACUGACUAAAUUUGUAUUUAACACACACAGUAGAUAUAUUUCUUGAAGAGAAAUGGUUUUAUUUCAAAUUUAUUUUCGCUAUUUUUUUGUGUGAAAUUGCAUUGUUGGAAAUUCAUGUAUGUAUAUAUUUUUGACUUCAACUUUCAAGGAAUAAAUCAUGUCGCUUGAGUUAGUUUUUUGCCAUGGACAAAAUGUGAUUCUGGUUUGUCUUGAGAUGGUUAGUUGAAUUUGUGUGUGUUUUGGCAAACAAAGGUUUCCCUCUAUACUUUGGUGUCCCUCUGAUUAACACUGAAGGUUAGAACAGGUUCAUUUAUAUAAUAUACAAUAAAUAUGGACUAAAUUUGUAAUUCUUCAUUUCUCAAAAUGACAAUCCUAACUAUUUCACCACAUUUAGGUUGGUGGUGGGUAGCAAAUUAUUAAAUCUUUAACAUAACAAAGACUUUAACUUAACUUAACUAAUCCUAAAUUAGCUGCUCUCUAAUAUGCUUUUGUGUCAUAAAGGCCAAAGACCACUAAAAUUUUGUAAUUGCAAAGUCUAUAUCACAAGAAGUAACAAUAUAAAGGGAGAACCUACCUGUAAAAGAUGUUAAAAUGUUAAGUUGUUAGAGUGAGUUCUGAGAGACUUUUAUUGUUUGUUAGCUUUUAAAGGUAUUCUUUGGAGUUUCUGACCACUGGUGGUGCUGUAGAGAAAUGUUUUAACGACUGCGUCCACACUGUACUAGCUUGAAAACAAGGAUGAACAUACAGGACAAAAACAAGAGGUGAUGUGAAUCACACUUCUGCUGACGUUGCAGAGCAGUAAUGUGUAUGUCAGCAAUUGUUGUCGUGGUAACAUGCCAUAAAAAGUGAACCGAUAAAGAACGAUAAGACCGCAACCUGAUUACUAGCAUUAAACAUGUUUGUUAGGCCUUAGAGAUAAACAAAAUGCAUUUUGAUAAGAAGUGUUUGAAUGUAAACCUGUGUGUUUACAGUGAAAACUCCAUAGGGUACCUUUAAACAGACAGUCGCCCUAGAAAUGACAUGAGUAACAACAUCUUAUAACUCUGUAGAUUUCCUGUCUUGACUCAAUACAGUUAACAUGUCAAGUAGGAAAAUUGAUUUUGUUGUGAGUUUUUGCGUGAAAAUGGGUUUUAUUGAAUAUUCCUUCCUAUCAAAAAGCUCAAUUGCAACAAACAGCAGUACAUAGAAACAUAAUGUAAUUUCCAUCUUUUUGGUUUAAAAUUACAUUAUUAUAUGUAUACCACAAUACUAACUAAUAUUUGUGUACCUACUAAUGAAAACCCUUCACGUCAGUUUAUUUGGUUUGCUCAAAAAUGCCUUUUUUUUCCUUUAGUUUUUAUUUCAACUGUACUGUAAGCUGUUUAAUUUUGCGCUGCAUUGCUUGUAUACAUUAUGUAAGUGCACUAAAUGUCUCUUUUAUCAAACAGUUUUCAGCCCCCAGCUGCUUGUUGCAAACAUGGUAGGUGUUGAGGACUCUUAAAGCAACAUUUCAUGCAUUUUUUUCUUCAAGCUUAAUAAGGAACAAACAAUAUUUCUUGGCAUCUCGAGUUAAUUGAUAUGUCCUCGUCCCUGGACUGUCUUGUAUUGCCCCAGAAAUUAAAACAAUUCAGGAUGUGGUCCUUAAAUGAUGCUGGUUAUUUACCCGUUUCAAUAAGCAACUUUAUUCCACUGAAGGAAAACUAGAAAUUAGCUUUGUAAUACUCAGAAUUGCUGUAGCUGGAAUGUUAGCAGAUAUUAACAGUGGCUUGGAUGUAGUUUGUGACAUCUGGGUGUUUUUACUUAAUUGUGUAAAAAAGCCCUCUUAUCCCUCUUAGUCCCCCAUCCCCAAAAGAACAUGACCCCAAGCAUCUAUUCUCCUUGUUUUAAUUUUCAAGAACUGAAAUACCUCAUAACAUUUAUAGGAAGUGUUUUUGUCUCGUGUAAUGUAGAUCCAAACUGUUCAGAUAGCAGUUCAUGUGUGGAGACUUUAAUGAAAGCAGCUUUCUUGUGGCUCUCCCCUAGAACUUGUGAUUUUAACACUGAUCUAUUUGAGUGGGAUAAGCCUGUGCUAAUGUACAGUAUUUGACUGAAUUGUGCUGAUGUUGAGAAAACAAGUAAUGAUUUAAGUGGUUACUGCAAAUGACAACUUAUUUCUAGUGACUAGGAACACUAUUGGCCUUGUCGUAUAAGCUGAUCCCCUCACCACCUCUCAAACAAUGCCCUUAAAUGCUCACCUGUGUUAUUUUCACCAAUUUGUCCACUUAUGUGAUGCUCACUUAGCUCAAAUCUAGAAUUGUAUCAAGAGUUCAGGGUUUUAGAAAUGUGAGAUGUGGGACUAAAUGACAAUAGUCAUAUGCACUGAUCAUCUGUAUAAUCAGCUUUUUUUUUCCAGAAAAUUGUUAUUGUAGAAAAAAAAAAGAUUAUAAAGCUAUUUACAGAGUUACCUUUGGUUGCCUGGAAUGCAUCCUGUAUAUUCUUGUACGGAGGACUACCUGGCAGAAGUUGAAGAGAUUUUAAAAGCUUGCGCCCUCUUGUACAUACUGUUGUACCUCGGUUGUGGCGUUUACUGAGUGACCCUUAGCAGUGGUGGUUUAUUUGUCCCCUCACAGGGCGACCUGAGCCUCACUUUGCUGAGCUUUUUCAGCUCAUAAAUAAGCUCACCGAUUUGCCUUACCCAGUCUCAUGUUGCCCCCUAAAGUACUUGUUCAACUAAACACUAUGAGGAGUGAUGCUGCUGACAUUACACUCUUAUAGAUUAAAAACUGUCCCCAUGUUAGGGUAUUUAAGCUAUCAACAAAGUGACUUUGUCCUGGUUGUCACAAGGUACAACUUUUCAACCAUCGCUCGUUUGUAUGCUUUUUUUUUGGUUUGUUUUUUUCAUGCUACUUUAUUGAAUCUCAGUCUUGAAAGCUUAUUUAAUUUUUCACUGCAGAUGAUGUCAUACUUUUAACAAAUGCAAGUGUUUUAACAUGGUAACCUCGUAAGCAUUCAAAAUGUGCAUACAUACAUUCAUGUCUGCUAUAUUUAUGGUUACAUUCAAGAAUAGCUUUAGAGUGCUGUAGAUAUUGUCAAUGUUGAUUCAAAUGCUUCUCAGAGGCCUCUGUGAGUGAUUUUACAAAGUUCAAUAACUGUAUAUUUUGUAUUAUGUUCUAGCUCCAAAGGAAUGGCAGAAAAAAAAAGAAAAUGUUUAAAAAAAGCUUUGUUCCCUGAACUAAAUUGUACUAUUUGUGUUGUCGAUUGAACAAAUUGCAUUCCUUGCUUGUGAAUUGAUGCAUUUCUCUUCCUGCCCCUUACAUUUUCUCCCCUUCUUUCCCUCCUUUCUUUCAUUUUUUAGCCUUUGAAGUUUGAAUAAAAUUUCUAGUUUGCAGAAUGUAUUACUAAAUAAAUGGGUUGUCAUCUUGUA